AGCUGAUUUGUCAAUAAUGUCAAUUAUGCUGCAAUUAUGGAUGGAAUUUUGAAAUGAACAUAAAAAAGUUAUUUAUUUUACUUUUACAGUUGUAUUUAACCAAGUGAUUUAAUCAUAGUAUCAUAAUUAUUAUUAUUGACCAAUCAUGCGGAACUUGUUAUAUUUUUUCCUUGCAAUUUAUAUCUUCCAAGGGGCACAGGCACAAUUCGAUGAUAAACGAUGUAAGUGUAUUUGCCCCAGCCUUUCCUCGGUUACAAAUAAAACAGAAAAAUCACAUACUUCGAGACUUAUGCAUACUACCAAUGACCCUCCUAAUAAAUGCAAUUGUGAAGUGGUAAUGUUGCCUAGGGUGGCUGAUCAGUUAAAUAUAACUGAAAUGAAGGAGUUUUGUCCAAGGUGUGAAUGUAAAUAUGAAAACCGAAAUACAACUAUAAUCCAAUAUGUUGUCAUAAUAGUAAUAUGGAUCAUUUCGAUUUUGGUUGUUUAUAUGUUAUUCUUAAUAAUAUUGGAUCCAUUGUUAAACAAAAGAGUUAGGGGAAAUUAUCAGGAACACACAAAUGAGGAUGAGGAUUCUCAAGCUGGUCCAAUGUCACACAACAUGACUGUUAGAGGGAAUGUGUUAAAUCGAGUCAGUAACCAACAAGACAAAUGGAAAAGACAAGUUAUAGAACAAAGAAGAAAUAUUUAUGAUAGACAUACAAUGUUAAAUUGAGUACUCUUUUAAGAUUUUCUUCUAUAUAACUUUUCUAAAGAUCUUCAUUAAUUUGAGCUCUUUAAUAAUAAGGCUGCAUAUUUAAAUAAUCGUAACAAAUGUAUAAUAAACAUCAACACAAUAAAUAUGUGAAGCUUGUUAUUAAAAAGUUUAACCACAUCAUCCAUUGUGUAUUAUUAAUUUAAUUUUCUUAAUAUAUGGAUAUAUUGUAGUGUUAAAAUAAAUACAAAUGUUA
This is a messenger RNA of Sitophilus oryzae (rice weevil), 947 nucleotides long. RefSeq lists its product as uncharacterized. The record is from RefSeq and is a predicted model, not a curated record. Lineage: Eukaryota; Metazoa; Arthropoda; Insecta; Coleoptera; Curculionidae. Gene Ontology annotation, cellular component: lysosomal membrane. The transcript has 4 exons. The coding region runs from base 146 to 712 and encodes 188 amino acids.